UUUUUCAGUUGCUGAGGAAACCAAUUUGCGCGACAGCAGUGUAAGAAAGCGGAAAUUCAUUUUAAACACGUCUAUACAUAAGAUUAUCUGCUUUUUGAAUACAUAGAGACUUACUUUUCCGCAUAAAAAUACCAUUGCAGAUAAUUGUCCCUUGUAUUAUUUCUUGACAGAAGGUUUAUUUCAGUAGAAGUUUGUUAUCAUAUAAAUUUACGAAGUCAAAACAUGGCUGCCGCACCGGAGGAGAAGAAAAUGAAUAUAUGCCACAAGGAGGUGGGUAUGUGGGGCCGCCUGUAACUGUCACUGUCAGUGCUCCAAAUACGCCGAGCACGAACCAGUGGCAACAGUCGUUCUGUGGCUGCUUCGAUCACUUCAUGAUAUGUUUGGCCUCUUUGUGUUGUUGGGGCGAGUGUGUGUUCUUCUGCAUAGCAUACUACACUAAACAGACUAAACUGUGGGCCAUCUCCUUCUGUCUGAUGUGUGCCGGCGCAUUCUUCAACACUCUCCCAUACGUCGUCCGCAUGGGAGACGACUGGAACCCCACAUCCUACAUGAUCUUCAUGAGCUUCUGUGCUCUGGUGGCACUUGGGGCAGCGGUGGCUCGCUUCGUCAUAUUCACGGCCGUACGGGCCAGACUGAGGGACACGUACAACAUCAGGGGCACUCUGCUGGAGGACUGCUGCUUCGCUUACUGGUGUGCCCCGUGCACCACCUGUCAGAUGAUGGCCGAGGUGGACCACCAAUUGGAUCUGCAAGGCGAACGCACCAUCUUUUCACGAACCUAAUAUAUGACACAACGGUUACAUCACUGACUUGGGAAACAUUAUCCGACAAAGAAUGCGCAAUAUUUUGACCUGAGCAAGUUUUUUGACAACAGAUACGUAUUUAAUCCACAACGCGAACUGUUUUCUCACAAACUGGCAAUUUUGUGCUUAUUUUUGAAGAGUUGUCCUUUUAAUUUUUUAUUAAUGAGCAAAAGCCAAAAACAACGAAAAUUUUCCUUGGUUAAUUUAUAUGAAUGAUUAUUUUUUAAAAGAAAAUAAAUACAAAACCGCAUGUUCUCGUUCUGUUGAUAAAGUUUUUCCAAACUCAACCUAGACGUUCCUCCUAUUAAUGUUUUUUUUAUUCAACCAUGAAAUUAAUGUAUAACCCUGACGACCAGAAGUGUUUAGCUUUAUCUUUAGCAUAAAUCAUCGAAACACUUAAGCUUUCUUAAAUUUAUGU
This is a messenger RNA of Symsagittifera roscoffensis, 1221 nucleotides long. RefSeq lists its product as uncharacterized. NCBI's taxonomy places the organism in Eukaryota, Metazoa, Xenacoelomorpha, Acoela, Convolutidae. The record is from RefSeq and is a predicted model, not a curated record.